Penicillium manginii is the source of this 909-nucleotide messenger RNA. RefSeq names its product putative cyclin. The coding region runs from base 1 to 909 and encodes 302 amino acids. Gene Ontology annotation, biological process: regulation of transcription by RNA polymerase II. Gene Ontology annotation, cellular component: nucleus. Lineage: Eukaryota; Fungi; Ascomycota; Eurotiomycetes; Eurotiales; Aspergillaceae. Gene Ontology annotation, molecular function: cyclin-dependent protein serine/threonine kinase regulator activity. The record is from RefSeq and is a predicted model, not a curated record. The transcript is spliced from 2 exons.
AUGGCACACCCCAACCCCGGCCUCACCCACCUUUCCAAUGCUCUUGCCACCCCAGGGCAGCUUUCGGCUUCUUCAUCAUCGAUCGAUGGUGUUCCCUCCGACCUGGAAGCUUCAAUUCGCUGCGCCGGUGCGCAAUUAACCCAGGCCGCGGGCGUCCUCUUGCAUCUGUCGCAAGAUAUCAUCGCGCAGGCAAUUGUUAUAUUUACGCGCUUCUGGCUCGGGGCCGAUGGGGGCAGCUUGCGCAUUUACUCUGUCAAGGAUGUAUCAGCCGCUGCUCUCUACCUGACUGCCAAAUUAUCCUUUCAACCCACCUCACCACGCUCCGUUCUCAACGUAUACACAUUGCUACUGUCGCGAGAGGCCUCCCCACUGUGGUUUGUGAACCUCCGCGGAGCACCCAAGCAGCCGCCAUCCGCAGACAGCUACACCAUUACAGAGGGCGGGUAUCAGUCGGCGCGUCUGGUUCUACUUCGUAUCGAGUCCGUCAUUCUCCGCACUCUCAGUUUCGACACCCACGUUGCCCUCCCUCAUACCAUCGCCCUCACCUACCUCCAAACCCUGGGAGUCACAGACGCCGCUGUGUCCCGCCGAACGAUUGAAUAUCUCAACUCCGCUUUGUUUUCUCCUCAACUACUUUACAUCACACAUCAGCCGAAUGCCCUGGCCGUAGCAGCCAUCUAUCUUGCUUCGCGGGAACAGGGUUGCAAGCUGGUUGAUGGGGAGUGGUGGGAAGUAUUUGAUGUCGAUCGGGAAGAACUUGGAUUCCUGGUGGUCGGAAUGAAGAGUACGGAGGGGUUUAUGCGUGCCGAAAUGGAAAAGUGGAAGAGUCCUGGAAAGACAAUACCUCUGGCGGUUGAAGAAGUAGACGCGGAGAUCGAACGCAGUCGAAUGAUGCAGGAAGGUGAAUGA